This is a messenger RNA of Sclerotinia borealis F-4128, 1821 nucleotides long. Lineage: Eukaryota; Fungi; Ascomycota; Leotiomycetes; Helotiales; Sclerotiniaceae. The record is from the annotation of a GenBank genome assembly.
AUGUCUGCAACCGUAGCAACCCUCCCUGAACUUUCCCACUCGUCCCUUGAUCCUCAAGCACUUGCACAAAAGUACAAUCUAGAGCGAGAGAAGCGUAUCCGUGAGGAUGGACUCACUCAAUACAAGGAGCCUACUGGCGACUUUGCCCGCUUCCAAGAUGAUGCUCUGGUUGACAAGAUCGUCCCACGAGAGCCAAUUACCGAAUCUGCUGAAGUACUCAUUAUUGGUGGCGGCUAUGGUGGUUUGCUGGCUGCUGCUCGUCUUGCUCAAAAAGGCGUCACCAACUUCCGCAUCCUUGAAAAAGGUGGCGGAUUUGGUGGCACUUGGUAUUGGAACCAGUAUCCAGGUGCUCAAUGUGACAUCGAAUCUUACAUCUACCUGCCCUUGCUCGAAGAGCUUGGUUACGUCCCAACUGAGAAGUAUGCUCGCACCACCGAGAUUCAUAAGCAUAUCGAGAUGCUCGUUGCACGCUAUAACAUCAAAGAGAAGACAAUCUUCCAGACUGAAGCCAAAUCCAUGAAUUGGGAUGAAGAUGCUCUCUCCUGGAAGACCGAGACCAACCGUGGCGAUCAUUUCACCUCCAAAUUCGCCAUCACCGCUACCGGCAUUCUCCACAAGCUCAAGCUUCCAGGUCUCGAAGGCAUGGAGCUUUUCAAUGGCAAAUCUUUCCAUACUUCUCGCUGGGAUUAUGGUGUGACUGGUGGUGAUGUCAAUGGCAACCUGAGCAAGUUGACUGAUAAGCGUGUUGGUGUCAUUGGCACUGGUGCAACAGCCGUUCAAAUGCUUCCUCACCUCGCCAAGGCCUCCAAGCACGUCUAUAUUUUCCAGAGAACACCUUCCACCAUCAACGUUCGAAACAAUCAGCCUACACCACCAACCUUUUGUCAAAAUCUUAAGCCAGGAUGGCAGGAAGAUCGAAUGGAAAACUUCAAUGAUCGUAUUUCUAAUUGUCGCCAGAAAGAAGAUCUUGUUGCCGAUGGCUGGACUCUCAACCCUGCUACCGCCAUCUUGGGUAAGGCAGAUGCUUGUACCGAUCAAGUAAAACUGGGUCAGAUGAUGAUGAUGGCCGAUUUCCAACUCAUGGAACGUAUCCGAGCCCGCGUCGACGAACUCGUCCACGACAAAGAAACCGCCGAGAAGCUCAAACCAUGGUAUUCUUCCAUGUGCAAGCGCCCCUGCUUCCACGACGAAUACCUCUCGCUCUUCAACCGCCCCAACGUUCAACUCGUCGACACCAACGGAAAGGGCGUGGAUCGCAUCUCCCCCGCCGGCGUAAUCGUCAACGGAAUCGAAUACCCCGUCGACAUCCUCAUCUACUCCACAGGAUUCGAAGUAACCACCGCCUACCAGCGUCGCUCCGGCAUCACCAUCACCGGCCGCAACGGUCUCAUCCUCGACGAUAAAUGGAACAUGGGCCCCUCCACCCUCCACGGUUUCCAAACCCAUGGUUUCCCCAACUACUUCUUCUUCGGCACCACUCAAUCGGGCGUCUCGGCAAACUUCAUGUAUACACUCACGCAGCAAUCUACGCAAACGGCAUACAUCAUCUCCGAAUGCAAGAGCAAGAAUAUCAAGGCCGUAGAAGCUAGUAAGGAGGCAGAGGGAAAUUGGGUCAAGGAGAUCUUGCGUGGAAGCAAGCCCAUGAUGAAUUAUUUUAUGCAGUGUACGCCGGGGUAUUUUAAUGGCGAGGGCUGGGUUGGUAGGCAUAAAGAGGUUGGGGCGAAGAACGCGGUGUUUGGGGAGGGGGCUAGUGCGUGGGGGAAGUUGUUGGAGGAUUGGCGCCUGCAGGGGGAGAUGGAGGGGCUUGUUAGGUGGGUUUAG